Nannizzia gypsea CBS 118893 is the source of this 1632-nucleotide messenger RNA. Its product is annotated as phosphoacetylglucosamine mutase. Gene Ontology annotation, molecular function: magnesium ion binding; phosphoacetylglucosamine mutase activity. The record is from RefSeq and is a predicted model, not a curated record. Lineage: Eukaryota; Fungi; Ascomycota; Eurotiomycetes; Onygenales; Arthrodermataceae. The transcript is spliced from 5 exons. The coding region runs from base 1 to 1632 and encodes 543 amino acids. Gene Ontology annotation, biological process: UDP-N-acetylglucosamine biosynthetic process; carbohydrate metabolic process.
AUGGCUUCCACAGAGCUUCAGCAGGCCAUCAACAAGGCCGCCUCGGCCUACACCAAACCUGAAGGGAAGGUCUUCGAAUAUGGAACCGCUGGAUUCCGUAUGAAAUCAGAGCUCCUCAACACCGUCGUUUUUGCCAUGGGACUAUUGGCUGGUCUACGCUCGAGGAAGCUCAACGGACAAUAUAUUGGUGUGAUGAUUACAGCCAGCCAUAACCCGGCUGAAGACAAUGGAGUUAAGCUGGUUGAUCCAAUGGCAGAAUGGGAGGUCUUUGCUACCAGAUUGGCAAACGCCCCUCUAGAAACCCUUGGAGAGGAAUAUGCGAAACUCGUUGACGAGAUCGAAAUUAAAAUGGACAACCCUGCGCGUGUUGUCUUUGCCAGGGAUACCCGGGCUUCUGGAGCUAGACUUGCUACUGCUCUCAGUGCAGCUAUGACUGCCUCAGAAGUCGAGGCGACUGAUUUUAAGUACAUGACUACUCCUCAACUACACUACAUCGUUCGUUGCAAGAACACCCUGGGAACUCCCUACGAGUAUGGAGAACCCACCGAGAAGGGUUACUACGAGAAGCUCAGCGCAGCAUUCAAGAAGGUUAUGAACGGACGCACCACCACCGGUUCCGUCACUGUUGACUGCGCCAAUGGUGUUGGUGGCCCGAAGCUUGAUGAGCUUGUCAAGUUUCUGCCCUCCGCUAAGGAUGGUGGAUUGGAUAUCAAUGUUAUCAACGAUGACGUGAUCAACCCUGACAGACUGAAUUUCGAGUGCGGAGCCGACUACGUGAAAACGAAGCAACGUGCUCCACCUUCAUCCAAGGCCGUCGCACAAGACAGAUGUGCCUCACUGGACGGUGAUGCUGACCGAUUAGUGUACUAUUAUAUGGAUGCCAGUGGUGUCUUCAGGCUCCUUGACGGUGACCGUAUCGCUACUCUUGCUGCUUCCUUCAUUGGUGAGCUUGCAAAGAACGCUGGAGUCGCCAACAAGAUCAAGAUUGGCGUAGUCCAAACCGCCUACGCCAACGGUUCUAGUACCGAGUACAUUGAAAAGGUCCUUAAGCUCCCGGUCGUCUGCACACCCACUGGUGUCAAACAUCUCCAUCACGCUGCCAUGAGAUUCGAUGUCGGUGUCUACUUCGAAGCCAACGGCCACGGAACUAUCACCUUCUCUGAAAAUGCCCUCAAGACCAUCAAGACCGCCGAGCCUCAGUCUCCGGCCCAGAAAUACGCCUUGGAGAGUCUUGUUGCUUUGACUGAUCUCAUUAACCAGGCGGUUGGAGAUGCUCUAUCAGACAUGCUUUUGGUCGAAGUCAUCCUUGCCCACAAGGGCUGGACCCUGAAGGAAUGGGUCGCAACCUACACCGAUCUACCCAACAAGUUGGUUAGAAUCGAGGUCCCAGACCGUUCUAUCUUCAAGACCUACGAUGCUGAACGGAAACUUCAAUCCCCUGCCGGUAUCCAACAGCGUAUUGAUGAUCUCCAAUCCCGUUACAAUAAGGGUAGAAGCUUUGCUCGUGCCAGUGGAACAGAGGACGCAGUUCGCGUAUAUGCUGAAGCAGCUACUCGGUCAGAGACUGAUGAUCUCGCUAACAGGGUUGCUGCUGUUGUCCUGGAAGCUGGCAAAGCCGCUGCCGGGCAGUAA